UAACGACGAACGCGGUGGCUGGAAAUUGCUCUGCGCUGUGGCCAGAGGUUGCUGCUGCGACCGCCCCGAGUUCAUAAUCCCAAAAAGAGAAGACGCAGACGAGGCUCGCUCCAUUUCGCUCUUUAUCCGACCCACCAACGGCCAGCCAGCUCCCAACGCCUUGCUCUUCACACGCUGCGCGUGCAUAAAAUCCACAAAAACCUACAUAUAUACGCAAAAACGACCCCGCAGCAGCCCCCACCAUGCUUCAGAACCCACCACCACGGCUCAGCGCCCCGCCGAAGAGGAGAGGCCCGCCCGCGCCCUUGUUCAUCGAGACCCCCUCCCGCAAUCCGGCCAUCUCCCGCCCGCCGAGCGAGUCCUCCGCCUCCGCCCUCACCUCCGACUCCGACAGCCACCCCUUCGGCGCCACCGGUACCGCCAGGAAGAGUAGCCGCAACAUGAAGGGCCUCAGCCUCGCGCUCCCCUCCGCUCAGUCAUCGUCGAACUCCCUCCAGUUGCCCGACGCCGGCGGCCUCAAGUCCGCCAUCCCUGACUUUGGGAGGGACAAACAGCGCCGGCCGUCGGUUAUAUCCCUGCCAUCCACCGCGAAUCCCCUCGCGCGCAACUACCGCCGGGAAGAGGACGGGUCGCCCACAGUCCCGUAUGCGGACGGGCCCAUACAGAUCCUCCCGGGCCUAUGGCUCGGCUCCGAGGACAAUGCGCGGGAUUGGAAAGGCCUUCUCGAGCGUGGCAUUCGCUCGAUCCUCAACGUCGCCAAGGAAGUCUCCACUCCCUUCGAAGACUCUGCCGUUACCCAAACCCUCCGCUCGACCGCCUCAACGCCCAACUUCGGCGAGACGAAGUUCAACCGAGACCCCAACUCGACGUACUACCCCGCGCACAUCCCCAGCGGGCGCCCGAGCAUGCACUACCUGAAGCUGCAGUGGAGCCACGGCGAGAAGGACCUCGUGGAGACUGGGUUCCCCACCGCCAUGGCCUUCGCGGACGCUGCGCGCGCGCGUGGAGAGGGGCUUCUAGUCCACUGCCAAUGCGGCGUCUCCCGCUCUGCGACCGUCAUUAUCGCCAUGGUCAUGCGCGCGGCGUCCGAACGCUUGCACUGGGUGCCCGCGGACGUGUGGGCCCUGAAAGAUAUGAACAGCGCGUACGACUACGUCAAGUCUAAGAGCCGCUGGGCAGGACCGAAUAUGUCGCUCAUCUUCCAGCUGCGUGAAUACGAGAAGCAGCUUUCGAAAGAAGCUGGCAACAUCUCGCCCUGCUCCGUAUCCUCCCGGUCAUCUGCUUUGGCAGAUGAGGAAUGGGGAAGGCGCCGUGCGCUGCUCGACCUUGAGGAGCCGGAAGCACCUAAAAAGCAGGAGGUUAUCACGCCGGCGGUUCGCGCAAGUAUGUCCGAGGAAGCUGCGGCGCUCGACAAAGCCAUGGAGGAUCGCAUAAUCGCGCGCAAGUCCUCCCAAUCGUCGGUCGCCUCUUCUACUGGUGCCGGUCCCUGGCGCAGCCGCUAUGGGUCUGGCUCCCAGCUCGGAAGCUUUGGCUUCCCUCGCAAGCAUAAGCGCGCCUCGUCGAUAGCAAGCACAACCAAUGGCAGUAUCCUCAGUGAGGACCUCGUGGAGGAAGACGAAGAAGCGGAGCUUCUUGGCGUCGGCGGACGGUUCGACUCGAUCAAUUUCGAGCGCGGCAGGACACCGAGCAAUAGCGGGGACGAGCACACAAGUGCAACGAACUCGCCGGACGACGACGACCAUGAGGACCAACGUGGCUUCCCUUCUGGAUCCAACGUUCACCUUGCACCGCCACCUGCUGGCAAGCGCCGCAUGGGUCGGCAGCCGCCGUCGCUCAGCGUGCCCCCUUCGGCACCUGCCUGGAAGAGCAACUUCAGCUUCGCUGCGGGACCCCCUCCCAGCGCGACCCGCUCGACCUUCGACCUCACCCCCGUCCCGCCGCACGUCAUCCCGGAGCGUGAUGCGCCGCGUAUGCAGGCUGCUCCCGCUACCCGGCACAAGCGUCGCCCGCCUUCCCUCAGCAUCCUCCCGCCCGUCCCUUCCUCCCCAGUACACGUCGACGUCAUCAUCAAUCCCCCUUCAGCGAACGCAGAGCAGACCGAAACGCCACAAAAGGCGAGGAAGUCGCGGCCCACGUCCUCGCAGACGAUCACCGCGCAUACCUACUCCGCCUCGCAGCCGGUCACCCCAUCGCGCUCUGAGCCCCCAUCGAGGAGCCCGUCGCGCAGUCGCGCGCCAUCGACACCGAUGCCGCCCCUGCGUCUGCGUAAGCGCACGUUGUCGCGCAAGCCUGCACCGCCGCCGUUGCAUCUCCGCGCCCAAGUCCCCGAGACGCCCGGACGCGUCCGCCGUCCCUCGCAGCACUCGCCCGAGCACUCGCAGACGCUCUUCCUGUUCCCGCCAUCGCCUGGAUGCGGCACAACGCCGAGCGCGAUGACGCUUACCAUGAUGCAGGGCACGCCCACACCGCGCCCAGGACCGGACAGCGUGCCGUUCCCGGUCAUGAUGAGCGGGACGCCGCGUGUGGAGACCUUCCGCGGCAAGCACGGUCGCACGCACAGCUUCAUCGGCAUCGGGGUACCCCCAACGCCCACCACUGCAUUCUCCAAGGUCGACGUGCGCGGCAUCGUCGGCUGAGCCCGGACACCACCACCGCCGACGGUGUCGCUAUCAUAUGUCUCACCCUAUGGCGCAGUACCCUCUGCCUCUCGUCGCUCGCUUUCUUCGUCGUCUUCGUG
Schizophyllum commune H4-8 is the source of this 2737-nucleotide messenger RNA. RefSeq lists its product as uncharacterized. Gene Ontology annotation, biological process: protein dephosphorylation; negative regulation of MAPK cascade. The coding region runs from base 243 to 2636 and encodes 797 amino acids. The transcript is spliced from 4 exons. Gene Ontology annotation, cellular component: cytoplasm. Gene Ontology annotation, molecular function: protein tyrosine/threonine phosphatase activity; MAP kinase tyrosine/serine/threonine phosphatase activity. Lineage: Eukaryota; Fungi; Basidiomycota; Agaricomycetes; Agaricales; Schizophyllaceae. The record is from RefSeq and is a predicted model, not a curated record.